This is a messenger RNA of Orbilia oligospora ATCC 24927, 1017 nucleotides long. RefSeq lists its product as uncharacterized. The transcript has 5 exons. The record is from RefSeq and is a predicted model, not a curated record. NCBI's taxonomy places the organism in Eukaryota, Fungi, Ascomycota, Orbiliomycetes, Orbiliales, Orbiliaceae. Bases 1 to 1017 code for a protein of 338 amino acids.
AUGGGAGUUGCGUGUACUAUGAUUGCUGCGACAACCUACAAAUUAGGAGCACACGUUGAUUUGGUGGUUGAUAUUGAUAAUAUAGUGAAAUUAAUGAAGACAUUAUACGCCCUUCAGAUAGCACUAUUGAUUGCUCUAGGCGCAAUCCGUGCCUCUCUCCUCCUCUUCAUUAGACGCCUUUCGAAAACCUCUUCUAAACCUAUUUACAUGAUUACAACCAUUCUCGUUCAUAUUAGCACAGCCCAUAUAACCGUCUCUAUCUUCUCAUCAAUCUUUCGAUGCAAUCCUAUUAGCACCAUCUGGACUCCCGGUGCUGUAAAAUACACCUGCACGAACAUCGUGGCUGUCUACGUGCUUGUUUCUGUCGGGCUAGCGAUCGAUGCUCUUAUGUUCCUAUUACCAGCAAUAUUGGUCAUCGAGUUACAUAUUACCAAAAAGAAGAAAAUUCAGAGCCUCGUUAUGUUUGCAUUGGGCGGAGGUGGCUGUAUUAUUGAAGCCCUGCGGUUUGGCCAACUACAAGAAACAAAGACCAGCCCCGAUCCCAUCUAUAGCGCUGGGAAGGUAGUAAUCUUCCUUUUUAUUCAAGUUGUUCUUGGAAUGCUCUGUUGCUGUGCGCCGUCCAUAAAAGCUUUUGGAACCAGAGUCCUCAACUCGAAGUUCAAACACCAAAGCUUCGAGUCAUAUUCCGAUAACAUAGGUGCGAAUAUCGCCCGUGAAAUUGGUAAUACGACACAUCCCCAAGACAAUAUAGAAAUUGGAGACAAUUCAAGAUUUGGAGAAAAUUCUGCACAAUCCUUUGAGGGGCAUAUAGAAAUGGAUACACAGCAAAACGGCAAAGACGGAGCAGCAGUUGGGGGCCGAAUCAUGGACCUAAAGGAAGUUUUGAAACUCUAUAGUGAGGAGACAAACUCGUUGUCUGCCAUCCAGAGCAACAAGGCCUCUCAAAAUUCGAGGACUAAUAGUAGUCUGUAUGAAGAAUUUAAUGCUAGGCCUAUGGAAUGGGGGAGGCAGCUAUGA